UUAGGAAAGCUGUAGAAGAGUUACUUAAAGAGGCAAAACGUGGCCGAACCCGAGCUGAAACAAUGGGGGCUAUGGGAUGGUUGAAAUGUCCUCUUGCUGGUGCAAAUAAAAGAUUUCUUGUUAAUACCAUCAAAAAUACAUUACCUGCUCAGAAAGAGCAAGACCAAGAACGUGAGCCUGAGGAAGUCAGCAAGGAACCCGAGCCAAACAAAAGCAGGAAGGAAGAAAAACCAAAGAAACGCCGAAUUCAUCCAUACACCCCCAGCUUUCAGUCCAGGAGGAGAGUCAGCUACUCUCCUCCUAGGUAUCGGAACAGGAACCAGCACGCAAAGGAUAAGUAUGAAAAACGAGCAAGCAAACGAUGAGGAAAAGGAGUACGUAUUGCUACAAGCCAAGAAUGUCAUUAAAUAUUGGACUGCAGGGAUUUUCAGGUUUUCAGCCAGAGAUGACGUUCAGAAUUGAUUUUUGAACAGAGAGUUGGUUUUGUGAGAAGUAGCCUUGAGGUAGAUUUAUACGACUUGUCUUCGGGACCUUUAAGAGAGAAGUAAAGGUGCAGGA
Messenger RNA from Tinamus guttatus (white-throated tinamou), 558 nucleotides. Lineage: Eukaryota; Metazoa; Chordata; Aves; Tinamiformes; Tinamidae. The record is from RefSeq and is a predicted model, not a curated record.